CGGCCGCCAUAUUCGUCGUGUCAGACGGAGUGCAGUGUGCGGCUGUGUCAUGUUUUAUCGUAAACUGCAUACAACUUAUGACAUCGAGACAUCAAUGGUGCUUACUUUAUUUAGCGAAUACAACGAAUAUGCGAUUUGAUCGAAUCUUAAAUGGAUACUCGCGUCGUUUUUGCCGAAACAAACGUGUAACGAACUGUGCAUUCGUGUUUUUAUGAUAACAAUGUUUUAACAGUAAAUCCUCGGUCGUGUAUUGCUUUAGUAAAUUGGUUAAUCCCAUAUGGUAACUGGUGCAACUUGGUAUUGUUAUGCAAUUUAACAUAGCCGUGACCUUCUAUCGUGACCGUGCUUUUUGAGGUUAAAAUGCAGCUUGGAUUUUGAGCGGCUGCGCCGAGCCAUCAGAUUGGCGCGCUCCGAUGACGGACGAAAAUAAGGCGGGGAGAGCACGGCGCGCGACGGCGCCUGCGCCUCUGCCGCGGCAGUCCUCACGGCCGCCGGAGCCACGUCCCCGCAACCAGGUCCCCGAAAACGCAGUAGCUGUCCUCCCCGCCCCACCGCGCCUCAUUCGCCCCUCCGAACACCUUGCCAUAGUCGAACGAGCCAAAGCUCAAAAGUCUGAAUACCUAUCUCCUGAUAGGAGACCACAUACAGCUCCCGAAGUUUAUAGACCAGAUAGUAUAGAGCGUAUUGAGCGCCGGCAGAUACAGCCCGAAACUCUUACUAUCGUAGAGCGACGACCUGUGCAAGAAGGAUAUAUGGAGGGGCUGAUGGAACGUUGUUCGGAUCCUCGAACUUCUCAAAGUUUAGCAGUGAUGGAGAGGCCUGUCGAACGGCGACCUCCGCAUUUGAUGCCUUCAGUGACAGUGGUGCAAGGUCCAAGACCGGCGCUACCGCCGCAAAUACCUGCUCACCUAGCGGUGGCGCCACCGCCAGCGAGAAUGCCUGCUCCAGUUCCACAGCCUGUGAUGCGGUUGCCACAGCCGAGGAGAGAUAUUCAGCCCGCAGCAGUGGCGCAGUCGCAGCCCGUGGAGCUGCCGCCGCUGACGUCAGCACCCGCGCCGCACGCCGCGCUGUGCGCUGCUCCUCGCACCAUCGUCAUCCACCGCCCCGACGCCAGACACGGCUUCGGAUUUAUAUUGAGACAUUUUGUUGUCUAUCCACCUUCUUCGCUGCAGGAGCUAUUCGAGGAUGCCAGGCACCUGGCGGUGGGCGCGGUCAGCGCGCCCAUGGACACGAUCUUCGUGAGAUCAGUACGGCCGGGCGGGCCGGCGGCGGCGGCAGGACUGCGCGUCGGGGACCGCGUGCUCGCCGUGAACGGGGAGCCCGUCGCCGGUGGCCGCGCCACUUACGCCAGGGUUGUGCAACUGGUGCAAAGAGAACCUCAUACACUGAGGCUCACUGUUGUGCCUCGAGACCACGAUCUUUUGCAAAGGUAUUUCAGUGAAGCGGCUUACCACCCCGAUUCAAAUCAGCGGACUGCAGAAAUGCCAGCGCCGAUCACAGAACACGAAUCGCGGCUGUUCGACGCAUACAGGCGCCCUAGGGCUGCACUGCCCGCCCCGCAAGCGCCAGGGAGGCACAGGGAAGAGCCAGAAUAUGCCAGUGUAGCUUCCAUUGCACCUUCGAAAUACGAUGUCCCACGGUUGACAAGUGGUUCGCAUUAUCUGCUGCACGACAGCAGGCGAGAAUCAGAUACGUCUCUACCCUCAUCGGCAGCAGAAAGCAAAGACAGUCUCGGCUCGUUUGACUCCAACUCGACUCUAACCGGGCGCGAGCUCGACGACUCGAUCAUCCUCUCACGAAUACGAAAAAGCCUCGAGCAAAAGGAGGCCUUCCUUCGACGGCCAAGCCAGCCGACAGGUUGGGUCACGCCAGAUGCCCCACCUCCAAUUAAACAAAAGGAAUUCUAUGCCAGACCGCAGAAAUUACAGAAACCUGCAUGGCCGCCACCUGCUACGUCUCCUCCUCUCACAGCUUCGCCACCUCCAUCACUCCAACAACAUGUUCAGGAACGAAAAGAAGACUGCUCAGCCAGUGUUGACAGUGGAACGUAUAGCGGAACUUAUACAGAGCUCAAUGGAACCCACGACAAGAGCAGACUUAGACAGGACAAGAGCCAGUUCGUUUCCACAUUGUCAAAGAUACAAGAAGGGCCCAUUCAGAGCACAAACGUCGGGACUGUCAGCAAUGGUGGUAGUUCAGAGUUUAGAGACGAAUUGUAUCAGACACAGGCACAAAUACAUGAUACCAGAUAUCCAGUCCCAGAGUUACAACUGGUAACGGCUCGAACAAGACAGCUAGAAGAAGCGCGAGGAGGCGGCGAGCGGCGAACAGAAGUGGCGAGAAGCGAACUCGCUAGACUGUCAACAACGAGGCUCGAACCGAGCGUCGCGUUAAGGCGGAAGGAAUUCGAAUCCAAAGCAGCUAGGAGAGAGGCGAAAUCGCUUGAUGUGCAACCUCACCAAGACAUGGAGCAUGAAGCGGCGGCGCUGGCACAAGCGGCGAGCCUGUCUGGCAACCAGCUCAUGAUCACCGGCAGCAAACACCUCCAUUGCCCUCCUCCUGAUGGAUUCAUCCCUGAAUCAGAUAAAGUUCAAAUGAGAACAAGGUCAAAUAGUACCGGAAGCGAAGGAUUGCCCAUUAGAAGACAUCAUGCCUCGGAUGGCAGUCACGCGAAGCGACGAAUGGGGCUGAACAGGGAGCAAAUGGAGGCGAUGAAUCGGGUGUCGCUGCCCGGCGCGCCGGCCGGGCCCGAUGCGCCGGCGCGGCCGACGCAGCUGAGCCUAGCGCCGCCCUCGGCGUCCACGUCCACGGCGACCUCGCCUUCGCCUACGCCGAGCACUCCCGCCGAUUCAGGUUUUGCUGAUGAUCUGGUGACUAGAAGACAGAAGAAGGAUGCUCAACUUGGUGAGGAAGAACGAGCCAUGCGAAGGGUAUCGUACUUGAAGGCUACGUGGGGCGACAGAUUGCACUUAGAGAGUGACGUGGAACCGGAGAUUGAUCACCACGCUUUGAGAAGUGCCCACCGCAAGUGGCGCCCUCCUCGGUUCACCGACGACAUAACGCCGCUGCUCCGCAUAUUCGACCCGUCCGCGAACCUCCCCGCCCGCGCCCGCCAAGACGAAAAAAGCGAAGAAGGUGCUUCAGAAAGCGCUGUGGAAGCUGUCGAAGGCGAUGUGCAGGGCAAUGUGCAGAUCAAGAUGGUGGUUAGUAACGGAAAGCGAGCAAGCGACCGAUCGUGGAAACAAGUCUGGGCGGUGCUACAUAGAACCAAGCUGUAUCUGUAUCGGCAUCAUCCAAGUCAGAGCCCCGGCGCAGUAAGCGGCUCAGGAUCGGAAGCGGCGAGCGGCUCUCGUGACGCCCUGGACGUGCGUUACUCACUCGCGGCACUGGCCGACGACUACACCAAACGCAAGCACGUGGUACGCGUCACCACGGCCGCCGGUGCUGAACUGCUGCUACAGGCGGAAGGUGCCGCAGACGCACAGCGAUGGCUGGCAGCUUUGCGCAGGCACUCUGCAGAGCCACCGCCAGCGGAACCCACGCCUGCGCAGACGGCUCCUGUGCCCACUCCCACCGUCGCCGUCGUCGAGUGUCCUUCGCCGCUACCUCCGCAAAGAAGCAAGAAAAUCGGACGCAAUCGAUCGCCUACUGGUCCACCCACGCCCACACUCCCGUCGUCUCCAAAGAACAAGACGUGGAAGGGUCGUAUGGCGAAGCAGUUGCGUCGUAUGCACGGCGGCACCAGCGCCUCGGCUCAAAGUACCGCCACCACGGGCUGGCUGGGCGCGCCGCUCGAACGCUGCCCCUCAGACCCCACGCACCCGCUUGUCCCCAGAGCGGUUACCCUUCCUGCACAGGCUGUUGAGGUAUAUGGCCUCCGAACUGUAGGCGUAUACCGCGUGCCAGGCAAUGCCGCGGGCGUGGCAGCCCUAGCGGCUGCGUUGGACAGGGGCGAGCCUCCACCGGAGGGCGACACACGCUGGGCGGACGUACAUGUCGCUUCGAGCCUCCUCAAGGCUUAUCUGCGACGACUGCCUGAUCCCCUGCUCACUGCUGAGCUUUAUCCUGCUUUUAUCGCGGCUGACCGGUCACCGGAAAGGGCGCGCGAACUAAAGCGUCUCGUACACGCGUUACCAGAAGCGCACUACGAAACACUCAAGUACCUGAUCCAGCACCUACGGCGAGUGGUCGCGCACUCCGCGUUUAACAAAAUGGAGGCGCGAAAUCUCGCCAUCGUGUUCGGGCCUACGCUAGUCCGCGCGGCUUCCGACGACAUGCUCGCAAUGGUCAACGAUAUGUCGAGCCAGUGUCGUAUUAUUGAAUCUUUCCUCACUCAUUACGACUGGUACUUCGAGGAGGAAGAAGGGGAGCCCCCGGUGGAACCGUCAUCGGCCGCCGAGGAGUUGUCUCCUGCGCCGGCGCCAUCGCGCGACCUGCUCAUCCACAACGUCAAGAAAAUUGAAGGCAAAGAUGUGUCAACCCGUGACAUAGUCUCGUCGAUAAUAUCGGCGGCAAACCGAAAGAUUCAGCGCAAACCGCGUUCUAAACCCGACAAGAAGUGGUCAGAGCCGGACAAGCGGCUGGAAGUGUCGCCAGGAGGGUCGCCGCCCGCCUCGCCGCUUACGUCACCCCCUGCGCACCUUACUACGUCUCUUGCUGACUAUGAUGGCCUGCCGCAUCGUUUUAAUCAGCAACAUAGCAAAAUCGAAAUCGAGACAAUGGCAGCACUGGGCCACGGCCGGCAGGAUAUCACGCGACACACGCACGCACUCAAUAACUUCUCUAUCGAUGGCACCGGCGACCUGGUGUCCUCCCUGACGAGCACCUUCGACCAGAAGCUGCGCACGCUGAACAACUCGUCGCCGCUCGACGACGGCAGCAUCCCGUACGCGGACGAGUGCCAGGACGAGCUGGACGAGGGCAAGUCCAGCGCCAGCUCGCCGUCCGACGCCAGCGAGCACUCGGCGCGCGUGUCGCCCGCGCUGCGCGCGCGGCAGCUCAAGGCCGCGUGGCUGGCGCGGGACCCGCGACACUCGUCCUCGUCGUCGGCCGACGAGCCCGACGCGCCGCGCGCCUGGCCGCAGCCGCCCGCCCCCGCCCCCGCCCCCGCCGCCCGCCGGCCGCCGCGCGACGACGCCGACGACUCCGAGAAGGAGAACUGCAUCAUUCCAAAAAAGACUAGUCACGACGCGGCCGCCAACGACGACGAGAAGGACGUCGACACGCGGUCGCAGAACUCGAGCGGCGACGCGAUGCCCGACAACGACCGCACGGUCGAGCGCGCGCCGUACGCCGGCUACAACGGGCUGCGGCCGAACCCCGAGUGCGCCAAGCGCAACGGCGCCUCGGCCGAGGAGCCCGACGGCGCCAAGCUCAAGCGCGCCGAGUCGCCGAGCCGCGACGGCGAGCGCGUGCUGCGCUCGGAGUCGCUCAACGUGCGCCACGAGCGGCUCGAGCGCCACGAGCGCCACGAGCGGCUGCAGCGCUCCGAGUCGCUCAGCAAGGGCGAGCGCCUCAGCAAGCUGGAGAAGGGCGAGUGGAACGUGGUGCGGCGCCGCGAGGCCGGCGCCUGGCGCUCCACCAAGCUCAAGCGCAAGAACGGCAUGCCCGAGCGCGGCAUCAAGCGCCGCCACACCGUGGGCGGCACCAAGGACUUCGACAAGGACGGCUGGUCGGCGCGCCACACGCGCACGUCGUCGCCCGACCUCACGGCCAACGCCGUGUGGCCCUCGCCGCUGGUGCCCCCGCCGCGGCCCCCGCUCGAGUCGCACGUCUGACCCGCGGACGAGCACGCGCACUCGCUCUGAGCCUCGAGGACCCGGACUGGACAAUGAGACCCGCUGGCGAGCCGCGUCUCGGUCGCCGCCUUCCCGGUGCUGCUGUUCCGUAUGUUUUCUUUUCUUACCUUCCGCUACUCGUGAAGGAAGCGGUGGCGGUAGACGUUCACAGAAUCGAAUAUGGUACCUAAAGUUGAACUCUUCAUUGUAAGUCUGAUUAUAACCCUCGACCGCUGUACUAUGUUUGUAAGCUUUUAUUUCGAGAGAGGCUAUUAUUUGAUUCGAUUCAAUUGACUGAAUAGAUUAGGUCACAAAAUAUCUAAUUAUUUUAUAAUAUUUCAACACAAAUAAUACUCAAAGUAUUUUAUGUCAUCAUUAUAGUAAUAAUAAUAUCGUUUUUUUUAAACUACCAUUUCUGUUUUCAAAAAAUGUAUAAGUAAUAAAUCAUCGAGCAGUUCUAUGUAGAUUGAGCAGUGCAAUACUUUAAAAGUUGGAGCAGGAGAAUUAUGUUAAAAAACAAUGAAUGAUUAGUGAAAGCCUUAGCUCACUAAACAAUGCCAAAGAAUGAAGAAAAACUGACAAAUUAAGAAUACAUGCAAGUGGAGCGUACGAGAGUGACGGAACGAAUAGAUGACUUGGAUGCAAGGAUUAUGAUUAUCAACGAAACAAACUGACCAUAUCAAGGCAAUGAAUGCACUUUACAAAUAGCUAAUGUAUACAUAAAGUACCGUCGUCUUUAGGACAUCCCACACAUAACAUAUAUGUCCGUAGUGAAACUCCCUUUGUAGGUUUGAAACUACUAUUUACGGAGUUGCAGUGGGAUUAUAAUCGAUGUCUAGAGUGCAAAUAAAGCAUAAUAAUAUAAUUAGUGCUACUAGUGUAUUAGUACAGACAACUAAAUGUUAUUUAAAUAAAUUGACGCCUGUGGUUUUACUUGUUUAGAUGUAAGUGAUACAAUUAUUGGCCCCAUGGGGUGACCACGCUGCUAUAACACCACGUAAUUUUAAGAUAUCUUAUAAGAUUUUUUCUCUUAGGUAUUUCAGAUACACCAAUGCAAAUGGCAUUCUUAAUAAAAGUGUAAAUUGAUGCAUCACCCACUUGCCUUUACAAUAGUUUUAGAUAAUUUGAAUUGUAUGCACAAUUAUUAUUGAUGAAUUAUAAAUAGGGACUAUUGUGAAUCAGUUACCUUAAAGUUUUCAGAAACAC
Molecule: messenger RNA, 6983 nt
Organism: Hyposmocoma kahamanoa
Lineage: Eukaryota; Metazoa; Arthropoda; Insecta; Lepidoptera; Cosmopterigidae
Gene: RhoGAP19D
Product: rho GTPase-activating protein 21-B
Exons: 24
Coding region: 414-5777 (1787 amino acids)
Biological process (GO): signal transduction
Molecular function (GO): protein binding
Source: RefSeq, a predicted model, not a curated record